AUGCGUGCAAAUUAUCACCAAAUGCUACAGACAAAUGUCCAUCGAGAUUCACCAAUUCCACAAGUAUUUCUUAUCGAAAAGGAACAAAAUUUAGCUAGUCAUCCUUCGACAUCAACCAAUCCUAAUCAUCACCAACAAUCUGUUCUCAAACAAAUCGAAGAUUCGAAAGAAUGUCGAUUGUCAAUCAAUUCUCAAGUUUCUCAUUCGUUUGAAAAAGAUUUCGUCGAGAAAAAACCUAAAGAAUAUCAUCGACGAAUUUUAUUCAUUAUGGAACCGAUUAUCAUUGGUUUAAUUCUUUUCCCAAUUAUAGUUCUCUUCUGGCAGUGUGGAUGGAAUGUUAUAUUCGUUUUAUUGAAUUCAGUCAAUAGAUAUCCACCAUCUACUUCUCAACAAUAUUUAGGGACGGAAGAGUCAAAAAUUCUAACAAACAUUCUAUCUUUAAAUGGCUCACAAAAAGUCUUAGAUAAAGAAUAUUUAUCAAAAUUUGACAAACAAAAACUCUCGAAAUUAGCAAAAAAUUCACAAAUAAAGGCAUCAAUUUAUAUUAUUCAAUGGGAAAUGAUUUGGACAAUGUGGGAUCAAUAUACUUCUGAUGAAUGGGAUUUUGAAUUACUUCUUUCGUUAACAUUUCUAUUUGUAUUAGUUGUCUUCACGGGACAUUUAUCAGAUCUGGUUUGUGCUCCAUUUCUCAUUAGUUAUGAUUCUAUUGAAUAUUGUUUACAAUCUAGUUGUCCUCUUCUAACACGACAACGUGGUUUUUAUCAUUUUAUUGAUGUAUAUUUUUAUCCUGAUGAUUGGGUUCGAUCUGUUUGGAUUUGUUUAUUGAUUGGCUAUAUUCUUUAUUCUCCUUUAAUGUAUUUGCAAAGUUAUCUGGAAAAUUCAAAUUUCAAAUAUGAAUUUUGGAUAUUUCUUUCGACAAAUUUUCCUCAAUUCUAUGAAAAUUUUCGUCAUUUCUUUGCUUUUUUCUCAUGUCUCUUUCUUUGGCGUGGUUUUUGGCUUUUAUAUGAUUCAUAUAUUGAUAUUUUCGAAUCUUAUUUUCAAACAUGUUUAUUAUUAUAUCUUUCAUCAUUUCUAGUUUUGUCUUUAAUUCAAACGGCAUCAUCAAUCAAUGGUCCACUCAACACUAUGAAAGAUGAAAAUGGUUUUUUUUCUCUUUAUCCAAACUAUUAUGUUUCGAUAGUCUUUAGAAAAUUAUGUCAAUUACCCUUUUUUAAUCAAAAUUAA
This is a messenger RNA of Adineta steineri, 1224 nucleotides long. The record is from the annotation of a GenBank genome assembly. NCBI's taxonomy places the organism in Eukaryota, Metazoa, Rotifera, Eurotatoria, Adinetida, Adinetidae.